AUGUCCAUUACACACAUUAUCUCCCUUUCUCAGCUCAACGGAAUACUUUCCAAGGACAAGGGAAAGCUUUCGGUCAUCGACUUCCACGCAACCUGGUCAGGUUCCAUGCAUUCUCCGGUGUAUGAGUCUCUCGCGAAGCAGUACCCGAACGUCAAUUUCCUCAAAUGCGACGUGGAUGCUGCAAGUGAAGUCGCCAAGCAGUAUUCCGUCUCUGCUAUGCCAACGUUCGUCUUCCUGAAGGGCUCUACCAAAGUCGAUCAAGUCCGAGGAGCUAACAGGGCAGCCCUGGAGGCCACCCUCAAAUCGCAUGCUGUGGCCUCGAAGGGAAGUGCAUUCACGGGCCGGGGUCAGACUUUGGGUGGUGCUCCAGCAACCCCAGACGUUGUUGCAGAAGCACAAGGAGCACUCAACGGCAUAACCGGUCAAUUCAACCAACUCGAUCCCCAGCUCAAGGUUAUGUUAGGUCUACUGGCGCUAUACUUCGUGUUCUGGUUCUUUGGUUAA
Messenger RNA from Cyclocybe aegerita, 504 nucleotides. Lineage: Eukaryota; Fungi; Basidiomycota; Agaricomycetes; Agaricales; Hemipholiotaceae. The record is from the annotation of a GenBank genome assembly.